Messenger RNA from Penicillium paradoxum, 3015 nucleotides. Its product is annotated as translation initiation factor 2. Gene Ontology annotation, biological process: translational initiation. The record is from RefSeq and is a predicted model, not a curated record. Lineage: Eukaryota; Fungi; Ascomycota; Eurotiomycetes; Eurotiales; Aspergillaceae. Gene Ontology annotation, molecular function: GTPase activity; GTP binding; translation initiation factor activity. The coding region runs from base 1 to 3015 and encodes 1004 amino acids. The transcript has 3 exons.
AUGCAUCGCCGGCCAGUCUGCAGGCUAUCGCGUCGGGCUGAGUGGACGAAUUCAGUCUACCGAACGCCAUCUUUAACAACUCUUACAGUUCGACGGGCCUUACAAUCAUCCGCUACCCGUCGCGAUUCGUCGGAUCCAUCGACCGGAAACAAUGAUGGCGCUGCUUCACCUCCAGACGCGGCGAAGCCCAAGUUCGGCAGCCGAUGGGGACCUACACAAACUACGAAACCGGCGGGUUUGAGUGCCGCAGAGCAAGCGAUGCGCCAAAACCUCGUCGCCAAAAGCCAACCGCCGCCGCCACCACCGCAGCGCAACCGGGAGCAACAGUCAAACCAGCAAUGGAACUCGGGGCAAUCGAACCAACAGAGGAAACCGUACGUGCGACGCGACGCGGCCUCUCGGGAUAAGCCAGAAGGCCUAAUGAAGUGGCCGAGAGAAAACUCGCGGAACAGGGGGAGAAAUCUGCCUGCCCAAGAAAAGAACCCAUUCACAUCCGAAAAGAACCCCUUCGUGGCCGAGGAGAACCCAUUUACAUCUGAAAAGAAUCCGUUUGCACCAGAAAAGACCCAGAACAGAUUCCCGGAUCGAUUCCAGCGCAGGACACAGACUAGGCCGCAGGAAAAGAUUUAUAACGACUGGGAAUGUCCUAGUUGUAAGGCAAAUGUGUUCGCUUCAAAGCUAACGUGCCCAUUUUGCAAAACUGCUCGACCGGGUGGUGCUCAACCAAAGCCCCGGAUAACCAGAGACUAUGGCGAUUCUUCAGCACCUUCACAUUUCCAACGGUCUCGACCUCAAUCCGAGAAUACUCGGAAGUUCCAGCGGUUGGGAGACUCAUUCUUGUCCGAGCUAGAACAAGACGGUCAGCCGGAGACAAAACAAACUACGGAACGCGAUCUGGAAAAGUCUGACAGCGAAAAAGCAAAGCCUCAAACAGAGCAAGAAAAAGAAGAUUUCAAGAAGAACCAGUGGACCUGGGAUAUGUCUGCAUUAGAGCAGCUAGAAAACUUGGAGGCGCAAGAACAACAGCCGCAAAAACCUAUUAAGCGCCGCGAUGGACGCGAUGGACGCAAGGGACGGCAGGGCCAAUCUGCUGACGCCGACUUUGACGCUGAUGACCGUGAGCGCCUCCGCGGGGAGCGGAGACGUCAACAGAAAGAAAAGAACGAACAAAGAGCUGCGAAGAAAGCCGCCGCGGUGGCAGCGCCAGCUCCUCUUUACCUACCUGAAUUCAUCAGUGUCAGCAACUUGGCCGAUGUAAUCGGUGUGCGGCCAGCUCAGUUCGUGCAGCGAAUGGAGGACAUGGGUUUCGAGGAAAUCACGUAUAGGGAUAUCCUUGAUGCAGAAACUGCUGGAUUGGUGGCAGCUGAGUUCAACUUCGAGGCUAUUUUCGACAGCGGCAAGGAAGACUUGCAGGCUGCUCCUGAACCAGAGGACAAAUCUAUUUUGCCAUCUCGUCCACCUGUGGUCACCAUUAUGGGUCAUGUCGAUCACGGUAAAACUACCAUUUUGGAUUGGCUACGUAAAUCAUCUGUGGCGGCGUCUGAACAUGGUGGUAUCACCCAGCAUAUUGGUGCCUUCUCUGUAAUGAUGCCUUCCGGGAAGGCCAUUACCUUCCUUGAUACCCCCGGCCACUCUGCAUUCCUGGAAAUGCGUCGCCGGGGUGCCGACGUGACAGAUAUUGUGGUCCUUGUCGUCGCUUCCGAUGACAGUGUCAAGCCACAAACCAUCGAGGCUAUCAAGCACGCCACUCAGGCCCGAGUUCCAGUCAUUGUUGCUAUUAGCAAAAUUGACAAGGAGGGCAACAACCCCGAUCGAGUCAAGGGUGAUCUUUCUGUUCAUGGUAUCCAUGUGGAGGACUAUGGUGGUGAUGUCCAGGCCAUCGGUGUCAGCGGUAAAACUGGCCAAGGAAUGGUCGAGUUGGAAGAAGCUAUUGUGGCACUCUCAGAAAUGCUCGAUCACCGCGCAGACAAAACCUGCAAUGUUGAGGGUUGGGUCAUCGAAGCCGCUACGAAGAGCCAUGGCCGUACAGCAUCCGCCCUCAUCCGACGUGGAACCUUGCGCCCGGGCGAUGUUAUUGUUGCCGGUACCGCGUGGGCGCGUGUUCGCACUCUCCGCAACGAGGCUGGUGUGUCCAUCAGUGAAGCUACCCCAGGAAUGCCUGUUGAGAUUGAUGGCUGGAGAGAGCAGCCAGGUGCUGGCACUGAGCUCCUACAGGCCCCAACCGAGCAGAAAGCCAAGGAUGUCGUGAGUUACCGCUUGGAGAAGUCUGAUACCCAGAAGAUGGGUGUUGAUAUGGCUGCCAUCAAUGAAGCCCGUCGUGAACUUGUCGAAAAGCGCAAACGCGAGGAUGAAGAUGAAGAUACACCUCGGGAGGUCGAGUCCACCGGGCCCAAGUCGGUCAAUUUCAUUCUGAAGGCCGAUGUGGAUGGCUCGGCGGAGGCGGUAUUGAACUCCGUCGCGGCAAUUGGCAACAACGAAGUCUUUGCCAAUAUUCUCCGUUCGGGCGUUGGCCCUAUCAGCGAGUUUGAUAUUGAACAUGCUAGCAGUGCCAAGGGCAAAAUCAUCUCCUUCAACCAGCCCAUUGAGGCUAACAUCAUGCGCAUUGCAGAGACCGAGGGUGUUGAAAUCAUGGACCACAACAUCAUCUACAAGCUGAUUGAUGAUGUCAAAGCCAUUCUCAGCGAGCAAUUGCCCCCAACUGUCACUACUCGCGUGACUGGAGAAGCCGAGAUCCAGCAGCUGUUCGAGAUCACUGUUAAAGGCCGCGAAAAGAUGGCCAUUGCCGGAAGUCGUGUACGUAACGGUAUGAUCAACAAGGCUCGCAAGGUCAGAGUGCUUCGUGGGGAGAAGGUCGUCUACGAUGGUACCAUGACCUCCCUCAAGAACGUCAAGAAAGACGUCACCGAGAUGCGCAAAGACACAGAAUGUGGUAUCGGUUUCGACAAGUGGUCAGCUUUCGAGAUCGGUGACCACGUCCAGUGCUACGAAGAGAUCUUCGAGAAGCGUUAUCUGUGA